GAUCUCGAACAAGCAUUCUGUCCUCCACUCGACCCGGCGCUUUUCAGCGCCAUUGCUUCGGACUACGACCUCGCCGAUCCGAGCAGCCUCAAGCAGCUUGAAGAUACCCUCAAUGCCCUGAAAGCCACAGCAGACGAACAGCAGGACCUCCCCUUUGACCCUUCGGGCACAGGCGGCCUAAGGGCGGCCGAUUUUUUGGAUAAUGAUGGCAGUGGCUCGCGAAACGACACGACGGGGUCUCGCGAGACGGAUAUUACUAGUCUGAGGUCGGAUCUUUCGUCUCUGCUGAUAGACGGGGACGACAGAAACUCAGCGACCACCAACAACAAGGCAUAUAUCGUCGGAUCAAAUGGCUUGCCAUGCCUUACUGGUAUGACGGCCGAGGAAAAAGCGGGCUAUUUGUGCGAGAUGUUUCCAUCUGUGGCCGAGUAUACAAUCAAGCACACGCUGGGUAAAUGUGACUUUGAUGUGGAUCGGUCUAUGGAUGUGCUUCUCAACAUAGCCUUCUUCGACAGCCAGGAAAGCCGGUCUCCUAUCGAUGAGGAUGUCAAAAUAUCAAUCCCCAAGGGAAUUGAGGGGUUCGUAUCUCCUCAGGGCCCGAAAAAGAAAGGCAAAAACAGGAGAGCAAAAGCCAAAGGCCCGGCAGGUUUCCGUCUGCCAGAAACAUAUGGACAGAGCAGCAGUCCUGUACGAAACAAAUGGGACGACGCAAAGGACGAUCUAGACUUUAUUACUUCUCGAACCGCGCCAGUUCUCAAGAAAGAGACCAUCGCCUCGGCCUACCACAAAAAUCAUGCAUCUCGCUCGGAAACUAUCAAAUACCUCGCGACUGCAAAUGCUCCUGAAAGCACUAGCGAGGAUGCGACAGUCGUGGCGCAGGUUGCAGAGCUCGUGCAGGAAUUUCCUACUAUAUCAAUACUGAUUCUCGAAGGACUUUUGAAUAUUACGGGGCAUUCUGUAUCAGCUGCCAACGAGCUGGCGAGGGCCACGCUCUUCCAGCCGUCACGCCGAUUAUCAGAUAUUAUUCGCAUUGCCGCACCAGCUCCAGUCCUAGAUGAUGAAGAGGACGCCAUGUCGAGAAGGGAGGGCUCUACGGCAGCCCCCAGAAUAGCCUCAGAAUACACGUCUGUACAAAACACGGCCAAUGCCCACUUUUCGGCAGGAUCCACUGCAUUCGUCAAGGCAUCGGCCGCCUACCGACGAGGCAAAUCCGAUCGUCUCAUGGGCGGCGCAGCAGCCUACUAUGCAUCUGUGGGGCGCGAGCAUUUGGAGAAAGCCAAGCGCGAGAACUCGGCAGCUGCAGACGCGCUGGUCAGCUCGCAGUCGUCAGCUGACUCUCUGGAUCUUCACGGUGUCAGUGUCCAGGACGGAGUGCGCAUCGCCAGCGACCGAGUGUCGUACUGGUGGGAGUCUCUGGGCGAUAGCAAGUACGCGCUCGGGGUCGCGAUGCGCGGGCCGUACAGGAUCAUCACUGGUGCUGGUCGCCACAGCAGGGAUGGCACGUCGCGUCUGGGUCCUGCGGUUGGGAAGAUGCUGGCGAGAGAGGGAUGGAAGUUUGAGGUAACAAAAGGAAUGGCCUUUUAUCGACGACGACUCCCACCCACUGUUCUUUCGACACGCGCAUACAGACCACACUGCAGUCGACCUCUACUCAGCAAUUACGGUUGUUAUUACAAUAAGCAGCUCCACACGGGCCUCAAAAGAGCACGGCUUCCCUCGCCAUUUACAUCUGCGACUCUCAAAUCGGCUUCGUGGAUGUCUUUUCUAGGCUCGUUGUUCGGAUCCAGCGCGCGCGCAGAAGAGAGCAACAACGCCAAAAUGUCGUAUCCGGACCAGCGGGGGGAUGAAGAGUGGAGGGCAGUUUUGAGUCCGGAGCAAUUCCGAGUAAUCCGCCAAAAAGGCACCGAGCCCGCGUUCACCGGCGAAUACGACAAACACUACCCCUCAACGGGCGUCUACAACUGCGCUGCCUGCGACACGCCGCUAUACAAGGCAGACACCAAAUUCCAGUCGGGCUGCGGCUGGCCUGCCUACUUUGAUGCGAUUCCGGGCGCUGUGACGCGCCAUGUCGACCGGGCGUUUGGCAUUGAGCGCACGGAGAUUGUGUGCAGCAACUGUGGAGGGCAUUUGGGCCAUGUUUUCAAGGGAGAAGGCUUUCCGACGCCGACGGAUGAGAGGCAUUGUGUGAAUAGUACUGACACCGCCCUCGAUCCGCCCGCCAUGUCUCGGCGACCAGACCCGACUCGGGCUGCGCAAAACCAGCAGACCAUCAAGAACCUGCUGAAGCUGGAGCCGAACAAGACCUGCGCAGACUGCAAGCGGAACAAACACCCCAGAUGGGCGUCCUGGAACCUGGGCAUCUUCGUCUGCAUCCGCUGCUCGGGCAUCCACCGUGGAAUGGGCACCCAUAUCAGCCGCGUCAAGUCGGUCGAUCUCGAUGCCUGGACUGACGAGCAAUUACAAAGCGUGUUGAAAUGGGGGAACGGCCGGGCCAACAAAUACUGGGAAGCCAAAUUGACCGCCGGUCAUGUUCCGUCGGACUCCAAAAUCGAGAAUUUCAUUCGCACAAAAUACGAGUCGAAGCGAUGGGCAAUGGACGGGCCCAUCCCCGACCCUGCGACGCUGGGAAGCGACGACGAUGUUCCGCUCGCUGUUGUCCAGGAAAGGGCAAAAUUGGAACGUUCCGCAUCGCAGAGAGCACCCGCCGCCAGCCAACCCCCCGUCCGCCGUCAAGCGCAACAACAACAACAACAAUCAUCGGUCAAUUUCUUCGACGAUGAUAAUACGAUCAACCCCCCUGCACGACCAAGCACGACUGACCCGCCUGCUGUUGCUCGUCCACCGCCGCCAGCUAAUGCGCAGCAACUCGCUGCGCCAAAGCAGGCGAAACCGGCCGACUCGUUGCUGGGAUUGGACUUUUUUGGCAGCACGCAGUCGACGCCCACCAGCCGGCCAGGGAGCACGGGACCUACUGUUGGCUCGCAGGCUGGAAUGUCGCGGCCUGACUUGAAGCAGUCCAUCUUAUCUCUAUACGCCACCGCGCCCAAGCCCCAGCCAGCCCAGCAUGAACGGACAUCUUCUAUCGCAAGUGCCAACCAGUCGAAUGUAGGCUCCUUGACGGAUGCCUUUAGUGGCUUGACGUUUCCCACAAACUCUGCAUCCCCGCCGCCACCAAAGCCGCAGGUCGAUGCUUUUGCCGGGUUGACUGGAUUUGGAGGACCGCAAUCUUCUUCUAAAGUCACAUCGCCGACUGGAAGUUUGUUCGAUAGCAUCGCCUCCAACACCUCUACGCCCAAGCCACCGGCAGCUCCACGAACAGCGUCCAUCUCUUCGAAUGGCUGGGACACGGGCUUUUCUUCUCACCACCAAACUUCUUCGAUCUCACAACAACCAAAGCAGCAACCACCGCCACCGAGUGCCUCGAAUGAUUUACUGUUUGAUCUUUCUACUCCUGCGGCGCCAUCCCAGCCCAGAUCUCCGCCAGUUCCUCAACCUAGCAUGUCAUCAGCAUUCAACCUGUCGUCCCCGGCACCUCAGCCCGCGCAAAAGGCGGCGCCGACUACAUCAACGUCUAACGUGACCAGCGCCUUUUCGGCAGCUAGCAGUAUGGAUCCAUGGGGAGGCAAUGCUUGGAACACGCCAGAUCCUGCUCCAGUAGCCGCCCCGGCUGCUCCUACUACUACCACGACCAGGACCACAGCCACGAUAUCAUCAACAAUAACAAAACCCGUCACAUCCCCCUUGGCCGAUUCGAUGAGAAUGCCAGAUACACUGACCCCGGGAGACAUUGGCGCCGGCUGGGGCGCUACCCCUGCAGCCGCACCUACCGUUGCCCCUGAUGACGACUUUGGCGGUUGGACCAGCGCUGCUCCUAUCCCCAGUUCCACUACUUCUGGUGCUACCGGAAACAAGCCAGCAGUAGGCGGCUUCGGUGGUGGCAGCGAUGAUUUGUUUUCUAACGUAUGGGAAUAA
Molecule: messenger RNA, 3972 nt
Organism: Talaromyces rugulosus
Lineage: Eukaryota; Fungi; Ascomycota; Eurotiomycetes; Eurotiales; Trichocomaceae
Exons: 8
Biological process (GO): endoplasmic reticulum to Golgi vesicle-mediated transport; endocytosis; intra-Golgi vesicle-mediated transport
Cellular component (GO): Golgi apparatus
Molecular function (GO): GTPase activator activity; protein binding; peptide-methionine (R)-S-oxide reductase activity
Source: RefSeq, a predicted model, not a curated record